AUGUCACCAAAUGUGUAUUGUGUAUUUGUGUUGUUGGUAAACAUAUCUAUAUGCCAUGGACACUGCAGGCUGAGAUUGCUAGCUGAAUCCAAAGGAUAUCGGCUUGACGACACUGGACUCUUCCCUGCUACUCAGGGCGCUAAAGCAACUGCAAGCCUGAAACUCGCCACUGAGAAACAAGUUACUACUGAUUUGUGUUGGCUUGAGAAUAAGGGGCUGGAUGAUGGUACCCUGAGAAACAAGCCUGAGAGGAACACAAUCGUCAACAUGUGUCUCAGCCCUCCGAAUCCCUCCUCCAUCCUCGACUGA
Microthlaspi erraticum is the source of this 309-nucleotide messenger RNA. The record is from the annotation of a GenBank genome assembly. NCBI's taxonomy places the organism in Eukaryota, Viridiplantae, Streptophyta, Magnoliopsida, Brassicales, Brassicaceae.